CUGGAACUCACUGAAGCUACAGUCUGCCCAGCUGAGGUCAGAAGCAAUUUUCUUUUUUGGCAGAAGUGGAGACAUUUAUAAAAGCCAUGCCUGUGCUUGGGGUUGCCUCAAAGCUAAGGCAGCCACCUAUAGGGUCAAAGCCUGUUCAUACUGCCCAUCCGAUACCAAAUCUUGGCACAAGCGGGCCGCAGCAAUAUUCAUCAAAGUCUUUGGAGCUUCCUAGGGCAGAGAGCUCAAUGCUUGCUUGUCAGUUUACAUUAAAGUCAGCUUGUGAUUUUGGAGAAGCAAAAGCACUCCAAGGAAAAACCAAGGACACAGAAGAUAGCAAGAUUUACACUGACUGGGCUAAUCACUAUCUAGCAAAAUCUGGCCACAAGCGGCUGAUCAAGGACUUGCAACAAGACAUUGCUGAUGGAGUUCUGCUAGCAGAAAUCAUCCAAAUCAUUGCAAAUGAAAAGGUUGAAGAUAUCAAUGGCUGUCCACGAAGCCAGUCUCAAAUGAUUGAGAAUGUUGAUGCCUGCCUCAGCUUUCUCGCAGCCAGAGGAGUAAAUGUCCAAGGUCUUUCUGCAGAAGAAAUAAGGAAUGGAAAUUUGAAAGCCAUUUUAGGGCUCUUUUUCAGUUUGUCUCGUUAUAAACAGCAGCAACACCAACAGCAACAGUACUAUCAGUCCUUGGUAGAGCUCCAGCAGCACGUCUCUCAUUCUCCACCUCCCACUGAGAUUGGCCAGCCCAAAACACAGCAAGAUAUGCAGUCCAGUCUGACAGCCAGAUAUGCAACUCAGUCUAAUCACAGUGGAAUUGCAACCAGUCAAAAAAAGCCUUCUAGGCUUCCCGGACCCUCAAGGGUGCCAGCUGCAGGCAGCAGUACCAAAGUUCAGGGAGCCUCAAACUUAAAUCGAAGAAGUCAGAGCUUUAAUAGCAUUGACAAAAACAAGCCUCCACAAUAUGCAAAUGGAAAUGAAAAAGAAUCACCCAAAGGUCCUCACCCAUCUGCAGGCAUGAAUGGAAAUGCACAGCAUCCCACCAGCACUGGGCAGCAGCCGGUCUCUGCCAUCCCUUCUCCAAGUGCCAGCAAGCCUUGGCGCAGCAAAUCCAUGAAUGUCAAACAUAGUGCCACCUCUACCAUGCUGUCUGUCAAACAGCCUAGUCCUGCAACUUCCCCCACGCCAUCUUCAGAUAGGUCUAAGCCACCCCUUUCUGAAGGACCCAAAACACCUUCAUCUGGGCAGAAAUCCAUGCUAGAGAAAUUCAAGCUGGUUAAUGCAAGGACUGUUUUGCGGGCUCCCUUGUCAUCAAGUUCAGGUCCCAGUGACACUGGGAGGGAUGAGGAGACCUUCUUGGAUUGUGGAGAAAUGGAUGGCUUUAGUGGAGGGCUCAACAGUGGUGGUUCCACCACCACCAGCAGCCCUAAAAUCUCACCGAAACUUACCCCUCCAAAAGCUGGAAGCAAAAAUCUCAGCAAUAAAAAGUCUUUGCUACAGCCAAAGGACAAAGAUGAAAAGAGCAGGGACAAAAAUAAAGUUUGCACUGAGAAGCCAGGAAAGGAAGAAAAGGACCCGGCCGCAGAGACACCUGCAAAAAAGACCUCAAAAAUCGCAAGCCUGAUCCCCAAGGGGAGCAAGGCUACAUCAGCCAAGAAGGAAAGUUUAAUACCUUCAUCAAGUGGGAUUCCAAAACCUGGAUCAAAAGUCCCUACAUCAAAGCAAAGUACUUCACCGGCAUCUUCCGGAAAUAAAGAGCCUGAAAAACUGAGGAGUACAAAAGGAAACCAGCCACCCUCCACAGCAAAAUCCCCAAAUCCCAGCAUUCCAUCUGGCCUCCCAUCUUCUGAAGGAAAGGAAUCUAGCACAGCUGUUACCCCUAGUUCAUCUGCUGCUCUUUCAAAUGCUGCAAGUAGUGGGCAAGCAACAGGAAACAGUAUUGUCCAACUUCCUCAGCAACAGCAAUACAGCCAUCCUAAUACAGCUACAGUAGCACCCUUUAUUUAUAGAACUCAUUCAGAAAAUGACAGUACUUCUCUCCCACCCGCUGACUCCUGCACCAGCCCUACAAAAAUGGAUUUGGCUUAUAGUAAGACUGCCAAACAGUGCCUAGAGGAAAUAUCUGGGGAAGAUCCUGAAGCAAGACGAAUGCGAACUGUAAAGAAUAUAGCAGAUCUGAGACAGAACUUGGAAGAAACUAUGUCCAGUCUUAGAGGAACUCAGAUAAGCCACAGCACACUGGAGACAACAUUUGACAGUACUGUGACAACUGAAGUGAAUGGGCGAAGCAUUCCGGGGUUGACAAGCCGAUCCUCUCCAGUGACCUGGAGACUUGGUCAAGCCAGUCCUCGUCUCCAGGCAGGUGAUGCUCCUUCCCUGGGUGGAGGAUACCCCCGCAGUGGUGCUAGUCGCUUCAUCCAUACUGACCCUUCUCGGUUCAUGUACACAACGCCUCUUCGUCGUGCAGCUGUUUCUCGCCUUGGGAACAUCCCCCAGAUUGAUAUAAGUGAAAAAGGAAACAGUGACCUGGACAUUUCCUCAGAUGUUGAUGUUGGAGGAUACAUGAGUGAUGGUGACAUUCUUGGGAAGAGUCUUCGUGCUGAUGACAUCAACAGUGGUUACAUGACAGAUGGAGGGCUCAACCUGUAUACGAGAAGCUUGAACCGAAUACCGGACAUAGCUGCCUCCCGAGAUGUCAUUCAAAGAGGCGUACAUGACGUGACUGUGGAUGCAGACAGCUGGGAUGACAGCAGUUCAGUUAGCAGUGGCCUCAGUGAUACUUUGGAUAACAUCAGCACGGAUGACCUGAACACCACAUCAUCCGUCAGCUCUUAUUCCAAUAUAACUGCCUCUUCUAGAAAGAAUGCAUAUGUCCAUCUGAAGACUGAUUCAGAGAAACGUUCAGUAACGGAGGGAGAGCCGUGGGGCAGCAGUGAAGAACUGAAGAAGCCAGAGGAUGAUUUGGAAGGUAACAUUGACAGCAGUGGAAAAUGGAAGGGCCAUUCCUCUGGACUGCUGGAAGAUGCUGACAAGAGUGGACAGAAAGCCUCCCUCCCUGUCUCUCAGACUGGCUCUUGGAGAAGGGGCAUGACUGCGCAAGUGGGGGCAGCACCGUCGAGGAACAAAGCUGGAGCAAGUACUCUCAAGGCACCUGGAAAAACAGAUGAUGCAAAGGCUUCAGAAAAAGGGAAGACUCCCCUCAAAGGAGCUUCUAUCCAGCGUUCUCCUUCAGAUGCAGGGAAGAGCAGCGGAGAUGAAGGGAAAAAGCCACCCUCGGGCAUUGGCAGAUCAACAGCAACAGGUUCCUUUGGGUUCAAGAAAGCUGGGGUUGGCUCCUCAACAAUCAUCACUCCAAGCGGUGCAACUAUAACAAGUGGCUCAGCAACCUUGGGCAAGAUGCCCAAGUCUGUCGCUAUUGGUGGAAAGUCAAACGCAGGGAGGAAAACCAGCCUAGACGGUUCGCAGAAUCAAGACGAUGGCAUAUUGCACGUGAGCUCGAAGACCACCCUGCAGUACCGGAGUCUGCCACGUCCUUCCAAGUCAAGCACCAGUGGGAUUCCAGGCAGAGGUGGACACAGGUCCAGCACCAGCAGCAUUGACUCCAAUGUCAGCAGCAAAUCUGCAGGAGCAGCGGCCACCAACAAGCUGAGGGAGCCUACAAAGAUUGGCUCGGGGCGCUCCAGCCCUGUUACCAUUAACCAGACAGACAAAGAAAAGGAGAAGGUGGCUGUGUCUGAUUCUGAAAGCGUUUCAUUGUCCAGCUCUCCAAAGUCAAGCCCAACCUCAGCUAGCGCCUGUGGAACGCCAGGCCUCAGGCAACCAGGUUCAAAGUACCCUGACAUUGCCUCACCCACAUUUAGAAGGUUGUUUGGUGCUAAAGCAAGUAGCAAAGCUGCCCCUGCACCAAAUACAGAAGGUACGAAAUCCACAGCUGCAAUGCCAAGCCCUAGUACCACAUUAGCCCGGCAAGGCAGUCUGGAAUCUCCGUCUUCAGGUACAGGUAGCAUGGGCAGUGCAGGUGGGCAGAGUGGCAGCAGUAGCCCCCUCUUCAGCAAACCCUCGGACUUAAAUGCCGACGUUGUCAGCUUAAGUCACUCCUUGGCUUCUAGCCCAGCGUCAGCCCACUCGUUCACAUCAGGUGGUCUCGUGUGGGCUGCCAACCUGAGUAGUUCCUCUGCUGGCAGUAAGGACACUCCGAGUUACCAGUCCAUGACUAGCCUCCACACGAGCUCUGAGUCCAUUGACCUUCCUCUCAGCCAUCACGGCUCCCUCUCUGGAUUGACCACAAGCACUCAAGAGGUUCAGAGCCUGCUCAUGAGAACGGGAAGUGUGAGAUCGACGCUUUCAGAAAGCAUGCAGCUUGACAGAAAUACACUACCCAAAAAGGGAUUAAGGUAUACCCCGUCCUCUCGGCAGGCCAGUCAGGAGGAAGGGAAAGAGUGGCUGCGUUCCCAUUCAACUGGAGGCCUACAAGACACUGGAAAUCAGUCUCCCUUGGUAUCUCCUACAGCGAUGUCUUCAUCUGCAACUGGGAAAUAUUUUUCCAACUUAGUGAGUCCAACAAACUUAUCCCAAUUCAAACUUCCUGGACCCAGUAUGAUGCGGUCAAACAGCAUCCCGGCACAAGAUUCUUCAUUUGACCUUUAUGAUGAUUCCCAGCUGUGUGGUAGUGCGACUUCCUUAGAGGAUAGACCACGUGCAAUCAGUCAUUCUGGUUCAUUCAGAGAUAGCAUGGAAGAAGUACAUGGCUCCUCAUUAUCACUAGUUUCCAGCACCUCCUCUCUCUACUCCACAGCUGAAGAGAAGGCACAUUCAGAGCAAAUUCAUAAACUACGAAGGGAACUGGUUGCAUCACAGGAAAAAGUGGCCACUCUGACAUCACAGCUGUCAGCAAAUGCCCAUCUCGUAGCAGCAUUUGAAAAGAGCUUAGGAAAUAUGACUGGCCGGUUGCAAAGCCUAACAAUGACAGCCGAACAAAAGGAAUCAGAACUCAUAGAACUCCGGGAAACCAUUGAAAUGCUGAAAGCCCAGAACUCCGCUGCACAGGCUGCUAUUCAAGGAGCUUUGAAUGGUCCAGACCACACUCAGAAAGAUUUGCGAAUCAGGCGGCAACAUUCCUCAGAAAGUGUUUCUAGCAUCAACAGUGGGACCAGCCAUUCAAGCAUGGGCAGUGGUAAUGAUGCUGAGGCCAAGAAAAAGAAAAAGAAAAACUGGGUGAACUCUAGAGGAAGUGAGCUAAGGAGUUCAUUCAAACAGGCCUUUGGGAAGAAGAAGUCUACAAAGCCACCUUCCUCACAUUCUGACAUCGAAGAAGUUACAGAUUCAUCUCUUCCAUCCUCACCCAAGUUACCCCACAGCUCUGGAGAUUGUGGGUCUUCAUCAAUAAAACCAUCCCAAUCAGCAUCCGCGAUCUGCGAAUGCACAGAGGCAGAAGCUGAAAUAAUUCUGCAGCUGAAAAAUGAACUCAGGGAGAAAGAACUCAAGUUAACGGACAUUCGUCUUGAGGCCCUCAGCUCAGCACACCAUCUUGACCAGAUUCGGGAAGCCAUGAAUCGCAUGCAGAAUGAAAUUGAGAUAUUGAAAGCUGAAAACGAUCGCUUAAAGGCAGAGACAGGGAACACUGGAAAGCCAGGCCGACCAUGUUCAGAGUCUUCAAGCAGCACAUCUUCCUCUUCUUCACGGCAGUCUUUAGGGCUCUCCUUGAAUAACUUGAACAUCACUGAUUCAGUUACAUCAGAUAUUUUACUGGAAGAUGUUACAGAUGGAACUCUCCAUAAAGAAGGCCAGAAUGUUAAAAUUAUGGUCAUGAUAAACAAGGGCUAUGGUCGAUCCAAGGAUCAAAAAAUGCAGGCAUAUUUGAUAGGAUCUAUUGGAGUCAGUGGUAAAACAAAAUGGGAUGUAUUGGAUGGUGUAAUCAGGCGGCUUUUUAAGGAAUAUGUUUUCCGAGUGGAUCCAGCUACUAGCCUUGGUUUAGGCUCAGACUGCAUAGCCAGCUACUGUAUAGGUGAUGUUAUUCGAUCUCAUAGCCAAGAAGUGCCUGAAUUGCUGCCCUGUGGAUAUCUGGUUGGAGAUAAUAACACUAUCACUGUGAACCUUAAAGGAGUAGAAGAAAAUAGUUUGGACAGCUUUGUGUUUGAUACGUUAAUCCCCAAACCAAUUAGUCAACGGUACUUUAAUUUACUGAUGGAGCAUCACAGAAUUAUCCUGUCAGGACCCAGUGGCACUGGAAAGACCUAUUUAGCCAACAAGCUUGCUGAAUAUGUGAUAACUAAAUCUGGCAGGAAAAAAACAGAAGAUGCCAUUGCUACUUUUACUGUAGAUCACAAAUCAAGCAAGGAUGUGCAACAGUAUCUUGCUAAUUUGGCUGAGCAGUGCAAUGCUGAUAACACUAGUGCUGACCUUCCUGUGGUAAUAAUCCUUGACAACCUCCAUCAUGUUGGGUCUUUGAGUGAUAUCUUCAAUGGUUUCCUUAAUUGUAAAUAUAAUAAAUGCCCUUAUAUAAUUGGAACCAUGAACCAGGGAGUUUCAUCUUCGCCUAACUUAGAAUUGCAUCAAAACUUCAGGUGGGUGCUGUGUGCUAAUCACACAGAGCCUAUUAAAGGGUUCUUAUCCAGGUAUUUGAGGAGGAAACUGAUUGAGACGGAGAUAGAGAGGAAUGCCCGCAAUAAUGACCUCAUCAAAAUUAUUGACUGGAUUCCUAAGACGUGGCAUCAUCUCAACAGCUUCCUAGAAACACACAGUUCAUCUGAUGUAACCAUUGGUCCUCGUCUUUUUCUCUCCUGCCCUAUAGAUGUUGAUGGUUCCAGAGUAUGGUUCACAGACCUCUGGAAUUAUUCCUUGAUACCCUAUAUUAUGGAAGCCGUGAGAGAAGGACUUCAGAUGUAUGGAAAACGAGCACCUUGGGAAGAUCCCUCAAAGUGGAUAGCUGAUACUUGCCCAUGGAGUUCACUGCAGCAUGAUUGGUCAUCAUUACUUCAGCUAAGACCUGAAGAUGUUGGCUAUGAAGGUUAUGCAUCUGCCAAAGAAGGAACCACUUCAAAGCACAUUCCACAGACAGAGUCAGAAGGAGAUCCUUUGAUGAAUAUGUUAAUGAGGCUGAAAGAAGCCGCCAGUUACUCAAGCGCACAGAGCUGUGACAGCGACACUGCCAGUCAUCAUGAUGAUAUUCUGGACCCCUCACUUGAAUCAACUCUCUAG
This is a messenger RNA of Varanus komodoensis (Komodo dragon), 7178 nucleotides long. It is a transcript of the gene NAV3, whose product is annotated as neuron navigator 3. The transcript has 39 exons. The record is from RefSeq and is a predicted model, not a curated record. Gene Ontology annotation, molecular function: protein binding; ATP hydrolysis activity; ATP binding. Lineage: Eukaryota; Metazoa; Chordata; Lepidosauria; Squamata; Varanidae. The coding region runs from base 87 to 7178 and encodes 2363 amino acids. Gene Ontology annotation, biological process: nervous system development; neurogenesis.